UCAGAGCUUUUAUUUCUAAAUUAAUUACAAAUCUAGAUAACUUGCUAUAAGUUCUUCUCACAUCAAUUGGAUUUUCUUCAUUUCGCCAACAUGUCUAUUGCACUUCGUAUGUUCAAACAAUCUUUGGAAUUGGUUCCAAAGAAAUCAGCCACUAUUUGGCUAUGGAAACGCAAUACUACUAAUGACUUUGCACGUGACAAGUCUGGUAAUCGUGAAGUGGUUGGUUAUGGUUACAAUGGUUCUCCAAACUAUUGUGAUCGCUUUGAUUAUCCAAUGCCUGCUAUACGUUUCCGUGAACCUACCAUUGAAAUAUGCAAGUUACGUGAGAAGGAGCGCGGUGACUGGCGUAAGCUAACCAUGGAUGAGAAGAAAAUCCUGUACCGUUAUAGUUUCUGUCACACUUUUCAGGAGAUGAAGGCUCCAACUGGUGACUGGAAAUUAAACGUUGCUUUUCUUUUUUGGGCGCUUGCAAUUGGUUUUCCAGUUUCUCUUAUCUAUGGGCUUUUCUUGUAUGGACCAUUACCGGUAACAUUUGAUGAAGAGCAUCGCCAAGCACAAUUUAAACGUAUCAUAGAUAUUGAAGUUAAUCCCAUAACAGGUAUCGCUUCCAAGUGGGAUUAUGAAAAUAUGGAUUGGAAGAAGUAGUCAUCUCCAAUUAAUUUUAUCAUUUAUGCUCAAUAAAGUUCAAUUUACUACAAACUGUCAUCACUUAAAAGUUACUUUAAAAAUAAAAACUAG
This is a messenger RNA of Teleopsis dalmanni, 738 nucleotides long. Its product is annotated as cytochrome c oxidase subunit 4 isoform 1, mitochondrial-like. The coding region runs from base 91 to 645 and encodes 184 amino acids. NCBI's taxonomy places the organism in Eukaryota, Metazoa, Arthropoda, Insecta, Diptera, Diopsidae. The record is from RefSeq and is a predicted model, not a curated record. The transcript has a single exon. Gene Ontology annotation, biological process: mitochondrial electron transport, cytochrome c to oxygen.